AACAAAAGCCUUCAAACGAACAUUAUUCCUUUCUCAUCCAUCCAUGGCGAUGAAUUGCGAAACGAGGUCCCUCAGUUCGCUCGAGCUUCUACUCGCGAAGCUCCAGCAGUCGUCGGACGAGCAAUACGACGACGGCCCUCCCGCGCUGCCGCCGCGGCCGGUGGUGAGAGCCCGGCGGCCGCGAACCCCGAAGAGGCCUCGUCCCUUUCACCUCCAGGGAAAUUACACCGGUUGCCGAGAUCUGGACGACGGAGAGAUCGACGAUUUGUUUGGAAGCAGGGGAAUUGCAGAGGGGGAUUUGCUUGAUUCCGAUCUGCCGGAGAAGAUAAGUGACAAUGAGAAAGAAGUUGAGAUACAAAAAGGGGUAGAGAUAAUCCAGAGAUGUUACCAUGGCCAUCAAGCCCGCCUUUACUAUCAUGAACUCAAGAGAGCAGCCAUUGCACUUCAAUCAUUUGUACGAGGUGAGAAUGCAAGAAAAGAUUACCAACAGGCUGUUACAAGGAAGGAAGAAGAUGACAAGAGAUUAGAGAAGCUAAGAGCUAUCAUAUGUCUCCAAUCUGGAAUUCGGGGUUGGUUGACACGAAGGCAAUUCGAAAAGGAAAUGACGAGUCACAUGAAUUCAAGACACACCACAAGUCAUGGCUCGAAGGAUGAAGACACUAAGAUGUUAGUCGAUCUUCGGAGGAGACUGCAAAUAUCGGAAACUGCUUUGGCAAGAGCGAAUGACGAAAAUGCUUCACUCAAGAGAUACAUUUCAGACUGUGAUAAGAGAUUGGAGGAGUAUGAAUCAAAGAUGCAGUCCCUCGAAAAGACAUGGCAAGAUCAAGUCACAACUCUAAAGACAAGUCUAGCAGCAAUCAAGAGAAGCCAAAUAGUUGCAGACAAUGGAUCACCAAGAAUUGCAACUUCUAGCGUUGCGCACUACGAUGGAGAACUGCUAGCGAACGUCGGCACGACCGAUGGCCCGAGCCAAGAAAAUGUCGGGGCGGGCAAAGGGGACCCACAGAAACUGAAGCUGAGGUUUAAAGCUUGGAAUAAAGAGUACAAAACCAGGUUGCAGGGGGUAAAAUCUGCACUGAAGCACCUUAGAUAUGGCUGUUGUUCCGGCGGCGGCGGCCGCCGCCGCGCUUGAGAAGUCGCAGCUUGAAGCAUUGCCUCAGGAUAUUCUGAUUAGAAUAGUUUGUGGUGUUGAUCAUGAAGAUUUGAUCUCUCUGUUUCGCGUAUCAAAGACCAUUCAAGAAGCUGCUGCGAUUGCUAGGCAAUUGCAUUUUGAAUAUUGUACGCCAAAAAAGACAAUGGUGUUUC
Molecule: messenger RNA, 1305 nt
Organism: Cuscuta campestris
Lineage: Eukaryota; Viridiplantae; Streptophyta; Magnoliopsida; Solanales; Convolvulaceae
Source: the annotation of a GenBank genome assembly